Molecule: messenger RNA, 2564 nt
Organism: Petromyzon marinus (sea lamprey)
Lineage: Eukaryota; Metazoa; Chordata; Hyperoartia; Petromyzontiformes; Petromyzontidae
Source: RefSeq, a predicted model, not a curated record
GAGAGAGAGAGAGAGAUAAGAGAGAGAUAAGGGAGAGAUAAGAGAGAGAGAGACACACACAGACAGAGACACACAGAGCAAGACAGAGAUUAUUUUUUUUUUAAGAAAAAAUCGUGAAAUCUUUAAUUUAACAGGGAGUGUGGAGUGUGUGUGUGUGUACACGUAAGGCAUCGUGAAGAUGACGACGACGACGAAAUGAUGGGCGAAGCGAAGGGCCCGCCAGAGCGAUCAUCUCCCGGCUGCCUGUGAUUUAACAGAACAUCAAACGAGGAUCACUGGAGAUGAGGUUCAUGCCAACGUGCUGUGCAGAGCGGCGUCAGCGGUGGCGGUGGUGAGGGAGGGAGGGAGGGACGGAGGGAGAUGGCGGGGACGGAGAGAGUCAUCCUGCUCGUGAGCUGCCUGGUGAGCGUGCUACCGCUGGUGGUGAGUGGCGCCGGGGUGAGCGUCAACCCCCACAACAUCACCCGCAUCCUGGACAGCCUCCUGCGGGGUUAUGACAAUCGACUCCGCCCAGGAUUCGGAGGCCCCGUGACUGAGGUGCGCACUGAUAUCUACGUCACGAGCUUUGGUCCCGUGUCUGACGUGGAGAUGGAGUACACCAUGGACGUGUUCUUCCGCCAGACGUGGGUGGACAAGCGUUUGGCCUUCGAGGGCCCUCCCGAGAUCCUUCGGCUCAACAACCUCAUGGUCAGCCAGAUCUGGACCCCCGAUACGUUCUUCCGCAACGGGAAGAAGUCUGUGGCACACAACAUGACAGCUCCUAACAAGCUGUUCCGCAUCAUGAAGAACGGGACAGUCCUCUACACAAUGAGGCUCACCAUCAAGGCCGAGUGCCCAAUGCACCUCGUCAAUUUCCCCAUGGACGGCCACGCCUGCCCACUCAAGUUCGGCAGUUACGCCUACCCCACGACUGAGAUGACGUACACCUGGAGCAAAGGGCUCAACGACUCCGUGGAGGUCCCUCGCGAGUCAUACAGCCUACUCCAGUACGACUUGGUGACUCACACGGUGUCUAGUGAGACCAUCCUGUCUAGUAGGGGUGAGUACGUGGUGAUGACGGUGAACUUCCUCCUGCGCCGCAAGAUGGGCUACUUCAUGAUCCAGACUUACAUCCCCUGCAUCAUGACUGUGAUGCUCUCACAGGUCUCCUUCUGGCUCAACAAGGAGAGCGUGCCAGCACGCACAGUCUUCGGCAUCACCACGGUGCUCACGAUGACCACGCUGAGCAUCAGCGCCCGUGGCUCCCUCCCCAAGGUCUCCUAUGCCACGGCCAUGGACUGGUUUGUCGCCGUCUGCUUCGCGUUCGUCUUCUCCACGCUUGUCGAGUUCGCCGCCGUCAAUUACUUCUCUCACCGGGACGACGACGACGACGACGAUGACGACGCCGACGAUGACGCCGACGCCGCAGCCGCAGCCGCAGCCGCAGCCGCAGCCGCAGCCGCCGGCUACCGAAGGCGCUCGCGUGGAGGCUACGGUCGGCGCGGACGCCCCGGGCCGAGGCUCGUCGGCGUCGGGGCGGUGGUGGGCGGAGGAGGAGGCGGAGGAGGAGGAGGACCGGCGCAUCGCCCGCCGGCGUCGUGCGUCCGCUCGUCGCCCCCCCGCCGACACGCCCGGCCCCGGCACAGGAACGUGGAAGGCGGCGGCGUCGGCGGCGAUGAAGACGGCAGGAGCCUCGUGUACAGGGACUGCAUCUCCCACCGGCGCGUCAGCUCCCUCCGGGCCCCCCACUCCCAGCCCCUGGCCCUCUCCUCGCCCCCGCCGGGCGAGGAGUCACGGACGCUCCCUCGCUGCUCCACGCAGCUCCGGCGGCAGCAGCAGCAGCAGCAGCAGCGGCAGCAGCAGCCGACGGCGAUGAUGGAGCCGACGGAGCCUCCGACUCCUCCACCGCAGCGCCACCACCAGCAUCAGUCGCUCCACGCCUACUCUCAGCAGCAGCAGCAGCAGCACCUCCAACAACAACACCAACAACACCACCACCACCAGCACCACCUCCUCCUGUCCCAACCGGAGCUGCUGGCGGCGGUGAACCUCGCCUCGGAUCAGUCGCUCGUGGGCCGACACCGCGACAUGCUUGCGGGCGGGAUGGGAGGCGGAGGGCUUGCCCACGGCCACCACCACCACCAGCACCACCACGACCACCACCAGCACGACCACCACCACCAGCACCACCAACAACAACAACAAUCGCACGCUGCCGGACACGCUCCGUUCCACCACGCGGCCGCGAAUUCCGCUUCGUCGCUACUCUUGCCCGUCGCCGCUUCAGAGGAGGAGGAGGAGGAGGAUGCUGAUGCGGAGGAGGACGCGGAGCUGCUACUGCUGCGGCAGAGUCAUCAUCAUCAGCGGCAGCGGCAGCAGCAGCAGCAGCAGCAGCGACGGAGGCUGCAGCUGCAGCGGCAGCGGCAGGAGGUGCAGGAUGAGGAGGAGGGGAAGUCGGGCACGAGCAAGAUCGACAAGUACGCUCGCAUUGUGUUCCCCGUCACAUUCGGGGUGUUCAACAUGGUCUACUGGAUGGUCUACCUCUCGAAGAACAGGCACGGGCCGCCCAGAGACUCCCUCUGAGA